GAGAGAUUUAGCUCUCUAGUCUACAGAGCGCCCCGUACGGCUGGUUCCGACCGCUUUAAGGCAGCCCAAUAACAGCCCCGUGACGGCAGACAACGCGUGCGGCGCGGGGCAGCCAUGAAGUCGCUGGGCCACUAACUAGCAUGGGCAGCCUGUUUUCGUCCGCGGAGGACGACGCGCCACCGGCGGCGUGGCGCCUCGGCGGCGAGCGUGAGGCCAUCGCGCGGCGUCUCGGCCGCGAGGAGGGCGGCGCCGUGCGCUGGGCGUGCCGCGUCGACGCGGUCGAGCCCGGGUCGGAGGCCUUCGAGGCGCUGCGGUUAACUAUCGACGACGAGCGCGAGCGGGCGCGCGUGCUGGCGUUCGCGAAGCCGGCGGACCAGAAGCGGGCCCUGGUCUCGCGCGUUUUAGCAAGACGGUGCGCCCGGGUCGGCCUCGUAGACGCCUACGAGGGCGUCACGCGGACGGCGCGGGGCAAGCCCUACGCCGUCGCCCGCGGCGCGCCGCCUCACGCCAAUUUCAACUUCAGCGUCUCGCACGACGGCGACUACGUGCUCGUGGCGUCGGAGCCGCUCGCUCUGGUCGGGGUGGACGUCUGCGGUGGGAAACAACGCUGCGAGGCGCUUUCAGAAUCGCUGGAGCCCUACCGCGCCGCCUUCUCCAUUGAAGAGUGGGCCGCGUUCUUUUCGGGAGGCGUGGACCUCGACGCGUUCCUGGCGCUCUGGGCCUGCAAGGAGGCCUUCGCCAAGGCCCUGGGCCAGGGCCUGGCCUACGACCUCAGCCGCGUGGAGUUUGUUGGAUACGCCCGGGGCGGGCGCGGGCCCUUCGCGAGCGCGCACGUCGUCCUCGACGGCCGCGUCGACCGCCGCUGGCGCGUCGACGUCGCGUUUUUGGAUGAGUGGCACUGCGCGGCGGUCUGCCGCGGGCCGCCCGGCGACGGCCUCCUGCCGUUCUUCGCCGCGCCGGGGGCCGGUCGCGACGGGGGGCCCGCGUGGCGGCGCGUUUUGGAUGAGGCGCGGCCGCCCUUUAAGCUUGUGGGUUUGUGAUUUAAA
Messenger RNA from Pelagomonas calceolata, 1046 nucleotides. The record is from the annotation of a GenBank genome assembly. Lineage: Eukaryota; Pelagophyceae; Pelagomonadales; Pelagomonadaceae.